GAAGUUGGCCCGUGCCGUGAGGGGAGCGCUCGGCGCGGAAGCGGGACUCGGACCCACGGCAGGGGGAAAACGGCGACUAGAGCGCGAUCCCCAAUAUGGCCUCAUCAUCAUCACCUAAAUAUAAUUCAAACUCCUUGGAGAGCUCGUCAAUUAAAAGGACCCCAAAAGAUGGAACUAAAUGGGAACAAAAUGAGGAAAUACCUCAUCUACCAGGAGAAACUAGCGUCACAGACAAGGAAGUUAUCUACGUAUGUCCAUUUAAUGGUGCUGUUAAAGGAAGACUGUAUGUUACAAACUACAGACUAUACUUAAGAAGUGUGGAACUAGAUCCAGUUGUGAUAUUGGAUGUUCCUCUGGGUGUAAUUGCAAGGAUUGAGAAAAUGGGAGGAGCUUCAAGUAGAGGAGAAAAUUCCUAUGGACUAGAUAUUACUUGUAAAGAUAUGAGAAAUCUACGGUUUGCACUGAAACAAGAAGGUCACAGCAGAAGAGAUAUAUUUGAAAUCCUUACAAAACAUGCUUUUCCCCAGUCACAUAAUUUGCCUUUUUUUGCAUUUGUAAAUGAAGAAAAGUUUGCUGAAAAUGGUUGGAUGGUUUAUAAUCCGAUGCCUGAAUACAGGAGACAAGGACUGCCCAAUGAACAGUGGAGAGUAACUUUUAUCAAUGAACAUUAUGGACUAUGUGAUACAUAUCCAUCACUUUUGGUAGUCCCAUAUAAUGCCACAGAUGAUGAUCUCAAGAAAGUUGCUGCUUUUAGGUCCCGAAAUAGAAUUCCAGUGCUGUCAUGGAUUCAUCCAGAGAACCAAGCUGUUGUUAUGCGCUCCAGUCAGCCUCUUGUUGGUAUGAGUGGGAAAAGAAAUAAAGAUGACGAAAGGUAUCUUGAUAUUAUCAGGGAUGCUAAUGGACAGAUCUCAAAACUGACUAUCUAUGAUGCAAGACCCAGUGUAAAUGCAGUAGCUAACAAAGCCACUGGGGGAGGAUAUGAAGGCGAUGAUGCAUAUCCCAAUGCAGAACUCUUCUUCCUAGAUAUUCAUAAUAUUCAUGUCAUGAGGGAAUCUUUAAAAAAGUUGAAGGACAUUGUUUAUCCUAAUGUAGAAGAAUCUCACUGGUUAUCUAGUUUGGAGUCAACUCACUGGUUAGAACAUAUCAAGCUUGUCUUGACAGGAGCUAUUCAAGUGGCAGACAAGGUGUCUUCAGGGAAGAGCUCAGUGUUGGUACACUGUAGUGAUGGUUGGGACCGAACAGCACAAUUAACUUCUCUAGCCAUGUUGAUGUUAGACAGCUACUACAGAACAAUUGUGGGUUUUGAAGUUCUGGUACAAAAGGAGUGGAUAAGCUUUGGACACAAAUUUGCAUCGAGAAUAGGCCAUGGUGAUAAAAACCAUGCUGAUGCUGAUAGAUCACCUAUCUUUCUCCAGUUCGUUGAUUGUGUGUGGCAAAUGUCUAAGCAGUUUCCAACAGCUUUUGAAUUCAAUGAACAAUUCUUGAUUACAAUUCUGGACCAUUUGUAUAGCUGCCGAUUUGGUACUUUCUUGUACAACUGUGAAUCUGUUAGAGAAAAAGAGAAAGUGACUGGGAGAACAUUGUCAUUGUGGUCACUGAUAAAUAGUGAAAAAGCAAAGUACACCAAUCCUUUUUAUACUAAAGAAGUGAAUCGAGCACUCUAUCCAGUAGCCAGUAUGCGUCACUUGGAACUUUGGGUCAAUUAUUACAUUAGAUGGAAUCCAAGGAUUCGGCAGCAACAGCCAAAUCCCGUGGAGCAGCGUUACAUGGAGCUCCUAGCAUUGCGUGAUGACUACAUGAGAAGACUUGAAGAACUACAGAUCACAAAUAAUUCUAAGAUUUCCAAUUCAUCAACCUCAUCAGCAUCUCCCUCACAAAUGAUGUCCCAUGUGCAAACUCAUUUUUGA
Molecule: messenger RNA, 1907 nt
Organism: Emys orbicularis (European pond turtle)
Lineage: Eukaryota; Metazoa; Chordata; Testudines; Emydidae
Gene: MTM1
Product: myotubularin 1
Exons: 15
Coding region: 96-1907 (603 amino acids)
Biological process (GO): phosphatidylinositol dephosphorylation; negative regulation of autophagosome assembly; mitochondrion distribution
Cellular component (GO): cytoplasm; membrane
Molecular function (GO): phosphatidylinositol-3,5-bisphosphate 3-phosphatase activity; phosphatidylinositol-3-phosphate phosphatase activity
Source: RefSeq, a predicted model, not a curated record